Molecule: messenger RNA, 1576 nt
Organism: Danio rerio (zebrafish)
Lineage: Eukaryota; Metazoa; Chordata; Actinopteri; Cypriniformes; Danionidae
Gene: rbm18
Product: RNA binding motif protein 18
Molecular function (GO): nucleic acid binding; RNA binding
Source: RefSeq, marked provisional
GUUGAUGUUAGGAAUGCUAGGCUAACUGGCUGCACUGAGUGUUUUGUCCGACUCGUUCGUGUUGCAGAUACACGAGAUGAGUUUUAGAUAUUGAGGCACCGGUAUAAUUUUGUACGCAGCGUAUUUAUUUUAGGUUUAGAGAGUAGAGGAGAGGAAUACGAGAGGAGGGAGCCCGAUGCAGUCAGCUGCAGAGACUGUGGAGAAUGCCUCCAUCCUGUCAGGUGGCUCGGCCCAGGACGGUCAUCGGCUGUGGAUCGGCAACAUUGACCCCAAAAUCACAGAGUAUCACCUAGUGAAGCUUCUGGAGAAGUUCGGGAAAGUAAAGCAGUUUGACUUUCUGUUUCACAAGUCGGGUCCUCUGGAGGGCCAGCCAAGAGGAUACUGCUUCGUCAACUUCCACACCAAAGAGGAGGCUGAGCGGGCUAUUCAGUGUCUGAACGGGAAGUUGGCACUUUCUAAGAAGUUAGUGGUACGGUGGGCUCAUGCACAGAGAUUUGAACCCUUCCGAGGAGAAAAAAAUAUGCCAGCCAGUUUAGAGCCUUCAUCCAGUGAAGCUGAGGAUCUGCCAACCUCACUGAGUGUUAAUGCAAAGAUCCGUGCCAUCGAAGCAAAGCUGCAGAUGAUGGAAGAAAACCCAGAUGACUAUUCCGGACCCUCUGCUUACACCUAUAACAAACCCCCCGAUAAAAGAGAAAAGAGGUCUCAACCCUACCAUAAGCAUUUUCGCAAACACAGGAGAUGACCUCUCCAAAAACUGGCCAAGUGCCGCUGCAUUAAACGAACUGAGAUGUGCGCAGAUAAGCUGUUCUUGUCUCUUGGCCAGUGUGAGACUGUAAUAUAUUAUGUGAAGAAGCAGUUGAACACCUUUGAUUUGUAGUGUUGUUCUGAUUCUCAGUCUUUUUACUGAAAACGAUGACUGGUGUAAACAGAAUCUAACCACACAAUUCUAGUAAUUUUUUUUUUAUAAUAAUGUUGCCCAAGUUAUUUCAGUUCUUCAGGGUUUAAAGGGAUACUUCGGUCGAAUGGAAAAUUCUGCUAUCGUUUACUCGCCUUCAUGUUGUUCCAAAAUAUCCUAAGAGGAUAUUUUGAUAAAUGUUUAUCAGUGGGGUCCAAUUUUAAAAUUUGGCACAAAAGGGUGAAUAAAUGAUGACAGAGUGUUUCUUUUUUUGGCUGCACUGUCUCUUUAAGAGUUCUGCACCUUUUCAAACAAUCUCAGUUUACACUCUUUUCUCAAUCUUCCUUCCAGUUUGUCUGUUUUAUAUAAUCACUUGUAAACUGCCCCAUGUACUGAUUGUGAAAGUGGUGUUGUGUGUUGUGAGUCUUAUACAUCGACAUACUACUCAAUCUAUCAUUCUUUGUUACACUGUUGGGUUUGUAUGCGUUAAGAAAGCACAAUAUUCUGCAUUAUUUAAGUAUCAAUAACCUGCCUUUUAAGUCUAAAGUGAAAAGGGCUUUUAUUACGAGGAACAUCACGACAGUGGAUGUCAUCAACAGUGUAAAUAUUCAGGUAUUUUGACAGAUUUUUGCUCCUGUCAUGUUAAAAAUAAACGAAAGGACCUCCUGUGAGGUGUCCGAA